Phalaenopsis equestris is the source of this 2148-nucleotide messenger RNA. Its product is annotated as pentatricopeptide repeat-containing protein At5g13770, chloroplastic. The transcript has a single exon. The record is from RefSeq and is a predicted model, not a curated record. The coding region runs from base 21 to 1844 and encodes 607 amino acids. Lineage: Eukaryota; Viridiplantae; Streptophyta; Magnoliopsida; Asparagales; Orchidaceae. Gene Ontology annotation, molecular function: protein binding.
CUUAAUCUUCUUCCUUUCUCAUGGCCAUAAGGAGCUGCGACUGCUCUCCGGCAUACAUAACUCAUCAGAAAUCCUCAAAGCCUCCACUCUCCAUCUAUCUUUCUCGCCUCUCUUCUGUAACAUUUCCUUCUUCUUCUUCUCCUCAAAAUCAUUUGGUUAUCACCUCCAAAUCCUCCCCUUCUCUUCUCCAACACACCUCCAAAGAUAUCCAAUUUCCUUCUGGCCCUCCAUUUCCCCCAUCUCUUCCCUUCCCUGACCUCCAAAUUUCUAACGAAUCCAUUGAUAACUUGUGCCAGAAUCCCCAGACUGAAGCUCUUGCCUUUACCCACUACCAGAAGGCAGCAGCUCAGCCUGGCUUUCGUUUGAAACCACAAACACUAAGUCUAAUCCUUAAAACUCUAGUCAGAAACAAACAAUGGAGCUCAAUCUCUGCUUUAUCAAAAGAAAUUCUUUUGCUGGAUGGCUUCCCAGAUAAGAUCACAUGCAGUAAGUUAAUUAGCAGUUGCAUUCGAGCUCGAAAGUUCAAGCUUGUUGAGAUCUUACUUGGUGUUCUCGAAACUAAGGGAGAUGUUGCAGUCUCAGCCUAUGUUGCUGCCAUGAAUGGCUACAAUAAACUCCACAUGUACAGAAGCACAGUUUUGGUUUUUAACAGAAUGAUUUCUCUGAAAGUUUCACCAAAUGUGAAGUGCUAUUACUUAAUCAUGGAUGCUCAUCGAAAGCUGAGUAACACCGAUAUGGUCCUUUCUCUCUUUCUCAACUUCAUUUCUGAGAAAAAAACAAGUUUGUCUGCCUCUGUUCAUAUCUAUUCAGUCCUGUGUGAUUCACUGGCAAAGUCUGGCAGAGCCUUGGAAGCCCUUAGAUAUUUCAGAGAAAUGAUUGAAAAAAGAAUUGCUCCAACACAUUCGUUAUAUGCUUCACUGAUCAGCUCAUUUGCAGGGAUCAAAGAUGCAGAGAAUGCUUGGGCUCUUUACCAAGAAGCAAAGGAGAAAGGGAUGGUGAAGGACCCAGAUAUGUUUCUGAAACUCAUACUGAUGUAUAUAGAAAUGGGUAUGCCAGAGAAGACCGUUGAGAUUGUGGAGGACAUGAUUGAGAUGAAGCUCAAAAUUACAGACUGCAUCUUUUCCACCAUUAUAAAUGGAUAUGCAAAAAAAAGAGGAUUUUGGGCGUCAAUCAAAUCAUAUGAGAAGCUGAAAUCUCUAGGAUGUGAGUCAGGUCAGGUAACCUAUGCUUUAAUCAUUAAUGUUUAUUGUCGCCUUGGUCUCCAUAGAAAUUCUGAGAACACAUUUUCUGAAAUGCUUGAGAGAGGAUUUGACAAAUGUGUGGUAGCUUACUCGAACAUGAUUUCUAUGUAUGGGAAGAAUGGAAGGGUUAGGGAUGCCAUGAGGUUGUUGGCGAAGAUGAAGGAGAAGGGGUGUGGGCCCAAUGUUUGGGUUUAUAAUUCUCUGUUGGAUAUGCAUGGGAGGCUCCUCAAUCUUGGGAAGGUUGAGAAAUUAUGGAAGGAGAUGGAAAGGAGAGGAAUUGAACCAGAUAGGAUAAGUUAUACAAGCAUAAUAUGUGCAUACAACAAGGCUGGAAAGUUUGAGGAAUGUAUAAAGUUUUAUGAUCAGUAUAAAAUGAAAGGUGGGAUGGCAGAUAAGGUGUUGGGUGGGAUUAUGGUUGGAGUUUACGCUAAGAUUAACAAAAUUGAUGAUUUGGUUAAGUUGCUUAAGGAUAUGAAAGUGCAUGGAGCAAGGUUUGAUGGAAGAUUGUACAGGUCUGCACUGAAUGCUUUGCGUGAUUCAGGGCUCCUGGUUCAUGUGAAGUGGGUAGAAGAAAAUUUUGGCUGUGAGAUUGAAAAAACUUGAUUAGUAUGAUGAGUUCGGAAUGUAUAAGGUUGUAAAAAAUUUCAUCUUUUUGCAAUGUUGACUGAUAUUCUUUUGCAAAACUGAACUUUGGCUUUGAACUGAGGAAGUUAUCAAAUGAUCUCAGCAAAGAGUUGGGAAGGUUCAUUUAGGAAUUCUCUCAUUUACAAAUAUGGCUUGGAUUGAAAUGCUUCGUUGGGCUUUUAUCAGAGAAGACAGCAAAAAAUGGCAGAGUUUUACUUCAGGAGGUGAAUUAUACUGUAGAACUAUGUUAUAAUUUUUUUAUUUUUGAUGUGAUAUGAAAGAU